AUGGAGGAUAAAGAUGAGCAGGAAAAAUUAGGAGGUUGUGGUCGCAACUGCCUAUCCAAGUGCUGCCUUUCUCGCCAAGUUAGAGUUCUCAUUGUAGGUGUUGUAACGGUUAAAAAUGUUCAUGUCGAGCAAGUAAGAACUCCAAGCCGCAAAUUGAGCACUUCUUCAAGCUCUUCUGAUUGCCUUCUCAUCCGUCAACAAUUGCAGUGGUUAAAUGUUUUAGUCAUGCCUAUCAUAAUGGUCUCAAUGGCGGAACCAUUGACUGUUCCAAUGGGGGAUGACAAGUUACAGAGCAAGUAUUUUGAAAAUGGAGAAGUGCAGUCAUCCUUUCUUGACAAACUUCUGCAGAAGUGGGACGACCGACUGCGUAGAGGUUUGUUCCACUAUGAUAUCACAACCUAUGAAAGGAAGGUCAUUCCAGGAGAAUAUGGUUUUAUAACUCAGCUGGUUGAAGGUCGGGACCUCAAGAAAAGACCUACUGAGUUCAGAGUUGACAAGGUUCUCCAACCAUUUGACGAAGCAAAAUUCAACUUCACGAAAAUUGGGCUGGAAGAAGCACUCUUUAGGUUUGAGGGAAGUGAGAACGAGAAGGCCCAAUAUUUCCAUGAUUCUCCUAUCUCCGAAUCAGACCCGCUAAAUUUCAUUGCAAUCAAUGUUAGCCCUAUUGGUCAUGGCCACGUCCUUUUGAUUCCUCGCAUAAAAAACUUGUUGCCUCAAAGGAUUGAUCAAGAGAGCUUCUUGCUUGCUUUCUAUCUGUCAAGAGAGGCUGGGAGUCCUUACUUCAAAGUAGGCUAUAACAGUCUUGGUGCUUUUGCCACCAUCAAUCACCUACACUUUCAGGCUUUUUACUUACCAAUGCUGUUACCAGCAGAGAAGGCUAUUACUGAUACCGUAACGACAUUAGGGAAUGGAGUGAGAGUCCUGCGACUUGUAAACUAUCCUGUAAAAGGCAUCGCUUUCGAAUGUGGUGAUAAUAGUAGCAUACAAGACUUAGCAGCUACUAUCUCCAAUGCUUGUAUUUACUUGCAAGAUAACAACCAUCCUUACAAUGUUCUCAUCUCUGAUUUGGGAAAGCGAGUUUUCCUCUUCCUUCAGAAUUAUGCCGAGAAACGAUCUCGAGGGGAGGUGAGCCAAGAGAUUAUGGAUAACCAAGUGAACCCAGCUGUAUGGGAAUUAAGUGGUUAUAUGGUGUUGAAGAGGAGGGAAGACUACGGCAAGGCAACUGAAGAGAGUAUGUUGGGCUUCUUGUCUCUAGUAUCCUUAUCUGAGGAGAAGUACCGAGAGCUACAGGAAAAUAUCUUGAAUGCCCUAUUUCAAGGGAAAAUUUGAUAGAAAGUAGACUCAUAACAUGUGAAAGUUCACAAUGUGGUGAUAAUUUGUGUCCUUUGUUUCUUCUUUUUUCCUCCUUUGUGAUUAUGUUCCUUCUUUGUACUGUGCAUUAAUGGAACUAGUGUGUGUAUGUAAUUGUUUUAUUAUUAUUAUUGCAAAUAAGGAUGGAAAUCUCAUGAGA
Messenger RNA from Asparagus officinalis (garden asparagus), 1510 nucleotides. Its product is annotated as GDP-L-galactose phosphorylase 2-like. The record is from RefSeq and is a predicted model, not a curated record. Gene Ontology annotation, cellular component: cytoplasm. Gene Ontology annotation, molecular function: GDP-D-glucose phosphorylase activity. Lineage: Eukaryota; Viridiplantae; Streptophyta; Magnoliopsida; Asparagales; Asparagaceae. Bases 1 to 1329 code for a protein of 442 amino acids. The transcript has 11 exons. Gene Ontology annotation, biological process: glucose metabolic process.